Raphanus sativus (radish) is the source of this 1168-nucleotide messenger RNA. RefSeq lists its product as uncharacterized. NCBI's taxonomy places the organism in Eukaryota, Viridiplantae, Streptophyta, Magnoliopsida, Brassicales, Brassicaceae. The transcript has a single exon. The record is from RefSeq and is a predicted model, not a curated record. The coding region runs from base 160 to 879 and encodes 239 amino acids.
AUAUCAAUUUAUCAACUGUCCCAAGAUAUCAACAAUAAAUACUCUGCGAAGCCUCUCACUUCCUAAUCAUCUUCUCUCUUGCUGUCACCCAAAAGAGUAAUACUACUCUCUUUCUCCGAUCAAACAACAUCAUCGUCUCUCUCCCUCUUUCUAUCUCACAUGGGUUGCUGCGUUAGCUCCGGUACCGCUGAUCGGACCAACGAGAACGUGUCCGACAACAAGAACACAGACAUUGUCGAAGAAGAAACGGUCGUCAAAGAAGUCUUGUCGGAGACAACAUUUCACAAUAGUUCCCCUAAUGUCCAAAACUCAGCCAUGGAUGAUCCGUUGGACAGGAAGAUCCAGGGAACAGAGGAAGAAAAAUUCAAAGUUGAUCCGGACUUGUGUAUGAACCGACCCGUUUCGAUUGACCCGGAAGAAGGAUCGGAGGUUUCGGAGAUAUGUGUUUCUUCAAUGAAUGUGAUGAAUGGGUACGGUGAGGAAGAAGAGAAGCAGACGAAAUCUCAGAGAUCUCCGGCAAAAACUCGGACACGGGUCACGGGUAAUAAUUAUCCGACCCGAAGAACCGAUCAAUCUCCUCGUAAGAGAAACAACGGAGCGUGUAAUACUGGAGCGAGAGUCGGGUCGGGUAUGAGAGACCCGGGUGAGAGAUCCGGAAGAAGGUCGAGAUCGCCGGCGACAAAUAGAUCCGUGAUGGAUUCGAAUCAGAGUCGGGUGGGUGUGGCAAGGACUCGGAAGAAUAGUCAGUCUCCGGGACGCUUUAGGUUAGAUCCGAAUAAAAACACGUCGGAUCAGCAACAAUCUCAAAACUACGGUUAUACCACUGAAGAACUGUUAGAUAACCCUCUUGUUUCAUUAGAGUGUUUCAUAUUUCUCUGAAAAAAAUAUUCCGAGAAAGACGUCUCUCAUUUUUUUAAAAAAGCUGGAUAUUCGUAAUGCCACUUACCUUACCCCUGUAUUUCAUUUUUUUGAUAAUCGAACUUAUUAUAGAAUUAAAAAGUGUUGGGAACCACUUGGUGGUCGACCCAUAUCUGAUUAGACCGAACCGGACCAAGCGCAAGAAGACAUAUCAUUAGGUUAGAUUAGCCUUUUCCAUAUUAGUCAUGUCAUUCCAUUUAUCUACAUGUUUCCAUAUUACUCUUGUACUUGGUUUUUCUUUUCCUUGUUG